Messenger RNA from Pocillopora damicornis (cauliflower coral), 3881 nucleotides. RefSeq lists its product as uncharacterized. Gene Ontology annotation, molecular function: metal ion binding. Gene Ontology annotation, biological process: spliceosomal complex disassembly. Lineage: Eukaryota; Metazoa; Cnidaria; Anthozoa; Scleractinia; Pocilloporidae. The record is from RefSeq and is a predicted model, not a curated record. Gene Ontology annotation, cellular component: spliceosomal complex.
CCGUUGGUAGUGGUGUGAGGGAAAUCUCAAACUAAUUUGAGUUGGCCAUGGGAAAGACUUUAGAAGAGUGUCACAAGAUCCUUGGCGUGAAUUAUGGCGCAACAGAAGAUGAAAUCAAGAGUGCUUACAGGAAAAAGGCACUGCAGUGUCACCCAGAUAAGAAUCCUGAUGACCCCUUGUCAACACAGAAGUUCCAGGAGUUAGGCCAUGCAUAUCGACAACUGACUGGAGAUGAAGAUGAUGACAGUGACGAUGAUUACAAAGACUAUGACAUGGAUCUGUGGAAAAAGUUUUUCUUCUUUUUAUUCAGAGAUGAGUUCAUCCAAAGAGGUAACAGUAUUUUAACUUUUCCUGUUUGUUGCCAGUGCAGCAGAUGUGUAAGAUCAAGAGAAGAAGAAGAUGAUGAUGAUGAUUUCCUAGCUUCCCUUGUAAAGGAGCAGGAUGAAGACUUCACAGAAGAAGAAAUGGCUCAGUUCACAAGUUUUGCAAACCUCAAAGAGCAGAGAGAGGCCAAUAAAAAGAAGUUCUGUGAUCAGAGAAACCUGUCAAAUGGAAAAAUUAAACAAAAAGGAGUGAAAGGAAAUCAGCCAAAGUUAAAGAAUAACAAACAACUUAAAGCAGAACAAUGGAAACGAGAAAAGGAAAUAUCUGAAAUAGCAGUCCAAACUAAAGGUGUAAAUCAAACUCUACAGCAAAAGCAUAAGGCUUUUUCUAGAGAUUCUAAAACAAAGACACCUACGCAGCAUAGAAGGUAUGGAGAUGACAUGAUCAAGAGAUCAAGUAGCCUAUGGAUGAGUAAUGUGAUAAUAAUGCUACUUUAUGUACUUUGUAGUUUUGAUCAUCUUGGCAAUGUUUACUUUGGUCAAGAGAAAAAUGUGAAAGAACGCAGUGAUAGUGCUUGUAACAAGAGGAAUGCAAGGAAAAAGAAGAACAGGAAGAAAUCAUCAUCAAGACAUCAAGAUGACAAAGAAACAAGCUCCAAAUCCACAACAACUGUUCCUGAGCAGAAAUUUGUUCCAAACGUUUUCAGAAAUGUCACAAUCAAACCAGAAACAACGCGGAGACAAGAUGAACUUACGGGGAGGUUACCAUGUUACACAAGUCAGAGAAGUGUUUCAGGCAAGCAAACUGGAAGAGUGUGGUGCGAGUAUCCAAAAUUCGGCCCCGCCCCAUCCAGACCAAGUUCUGUUACGAACGUGUGGCAGAAAAGACAAGAGAAACAGAUGCUGCUGGCGGAGCUACAGCCUUCUGAUCAAAAUGAUGAAGAAUUACAGCUUCAAAUGGCCUUGGAACUGAGCAAGAAACAAGCAGAAAUUGACGAACAACAAAGAGAGAUCACCUUACUGGAGAGACAGAUGGAGGAAACACUCCAGUUGGAGAAAAAACUUAAAUGUCAAUCCAGCAAGGUAGAGAUUCAAGCCAAACAAGCCACUGUUAUGGGUCAUGACAGUUUUCCACCGCUAGUAGGACAUGUUGAUGAUGAGUGGGUGCUACCUUCGAGCGGUGAGAAUAAGGGCGAAGGAAACGAACAAGAAAAAAAAGACUCCAGAAAAUUUGCUCGCAACAAGGGCGAUGAUGACAAUGGUAGUAGUACUGAGACCUUAGAACGGUGUCACAAGUCCAAACCUGAAUCCAAGAUGGAGCACUUAAGAAAAGGAAGCGUUGAGGCGAAUGGAGUAAAUGAUAGGACAAUGUUUUUAGGCAAGUCGCACUUUCAAUCGCCACAGCUUUGCCGAAGACACGAUUCUGAAACCAAUUCUUGUCCAUACGGGAAAAAUUGUUGCUUGGGUAAGCACUGCAAGUACUUACAUCCGUCAUCGAUUGACAACCGUAAAAGAUCAAAAUCAGGUGAAUUUAAUUUGGGCAGUCAAGAUCAGUGCGAUUCUAAGGUUAUUGACAGGGAUAACAGAUCAGAGCCAAGCAGCUUAACGGGAAAACAAAUGCAAUUAGUUGCGUCCUGUGAAGGGGUGGAUAGAGAAUCGGAACCCUGCUGUGGAUUACAGAACUAUGGAAAAUCAGAUGAUGUCUUCAUACAAUCUACUGGCUUUUAUACAACACAGAAAUCUCGCUAUGUUGGAGAGACGGACAAUCCUAACACCGCGUUGAGAGAGGAACAUAAUCAGUGCGACAUAGGUACCAGUGAAUUUGAGAGUAUAAACCAGUGUUCAAGAUUCGACAUUCCUGUCAGUAAGUCAAAGACAUUACUGAACAACAGGUUUUCGUUAUGUGAGGGGACAACUGAAAAUAACAGCAAUGCUGAUCAACCAGGUCUCUGGAACAAGAAAUACGCACCAACAGGAAAUCCUCAGAAAGAUGCCAAAUGUGGUUCAAUCUUGUUUAAAAAAUCCUCGUCAGGAGCAACAUCAAGUGCAGCCAUUACUGUUACAGCUCCAACUGUGUACGUUGUUGCAGAUUCUCAGUUUCCUUUUGGAGCACCUGCUGGUAAAGGCCUCCACCAAGCAGCUUUGGGGUUACGAUCUAAUGCCAAUCUUUCAAGUGAACAGAAACCACAAAAUUCACCGGGAGCCUUUAACCAGUCUUCGAGUUCGGUUAACAAUAGUGAAAGACAGAUUACAGCAGCCACAACAACAAAAGUAAUGACUCAAAGCCGGAAAGAAACCUCUGCGGGUCCUGGUUCUGGUCCAGGUCCUGGUGUUUCUUUACUUCAAACUGCGUCAGUGUCGUCUGAAAUUCUGCCAAGUCCACGCUGUAGUUCUAGUACUUCUCUGCAAACCCCAGCAGCCAUUCAGACUACGACUACUAAUAUUUUCCCGGUAUUUCCUGGUUUUCCGUUUCUUCCAUUUGCCAGUGUUUAUCCUUGUAUUAAUCCAGCAAAUGCUGCUGCUUCUGCAAGCCUGAUGGCGGGAUCGACAGAUGAAAUAUCCUUUCCAGUGACAUCUGGAACAUCUAGUCAGCAUGAAGGAUCUUUCGUCUCGAACCAAGUAAUACUACGAGCUCACCUAAAGGCUGGUCUCAGUGGUGGGUUGUCACCCUUAGGCCAGGUUCUUCCAACGCAGAAUGCCCCAUCAAUAAUGGCUGCGCAAGGAAGGAGUGAGUUAGUGCCAAACCUAGCGCAGCUCUCCGAACCGGACGACCUUAGUGAGCUCCAGUCUCCAACCUCAAUGCUACUAAAGCCAUUUAAUGUCCCAUUUCCAUUAAUCAACCCUCUAUCAUUUGUUAACAUCAGCACAGGGAUGGCUUUAGGGACACCAUGCUCAGUGCUUCAGAAUGGCUGCCAAACUAGUUCUACCUCUGUGCUAACUGCCCCAUCUCAGGUGCAAGGUAAUGAUAAAACCAGAAAGCAGUCCAAAGUGGAGCAAAAAGGAACGGGUGUUAACACUCCCACGAAGGUGAAACGUGAUUUUGGAAAGGAAGAUGACGCUUCUGCUGGUUUUGGCGGGAAAACGAAGAUGCUUAGAAGACCUAUUACAAUUCCUAUGGUGAUGCAGCAGCAAGCAUCCAAGUAAAUUUAGAGAUUUUCAUACAUUUUGAGAAAUGGCAGUACUUCCUUGGUGAGCAACAGGUGACAAGGCCGCCAUACGAAGCUCGGAAAAUAGUAUCAAGACGAAUCAAUUUCCCAGUCAAAGACAGUUUGAUACAGCUGUUGUUUGAAUUUCGAAAAUAAUAUUAAGUGCAUGGUAAAAUACAUCGAUUGUAUAUUAAGUUUGAAUAUUUAUUGUUGAUAAAUAAUGUUGCAAUUCGUAUUGUCUCUCACGGGAAAAGGCUACUAUGUUAGAAAAUAGAGAUAUUUAUUGACGAACUUCUGAAAACUUAAAUCAGAACAACAGACCAGAAGUAAUAUUUGAUGGUUACCUUGAAAUGACGCUUCGACAGACGCUUGUACUCUCAGAAGGGAUAUCACAACUUUGCAAAUGUUUGGU